AGAGCUCGCUGACGAUGGAAGACUUAUUGUGUCCUGAUUGUAAGAACCCGUUCAGCCUGAACCUCAGGGUACCAAAAACGCUUCACUGUCUUCACACAUUCUGUUUGAAGUGCCUAAAACUAGAGCACACAGACGAAGGAAAGCCGUUUGUUUUUUGCCCGGCGCCAUCGUGUGGCGCUUGUCACUACCUCGACGACCAACAGGGGCAGCAGGACAUUCAAAAUGGCCUAAAAACCGACUACUUCAUCGAAAGAGCGUCUUCCUGCUACCAGAUGCUUAGUUCUCCCGAUCCUAGCUGCGGCAAAUGUACCGCGCCCGACAACCAGGCGAAGGGUUACUGCGAAAGGUGCAGGGUGUUGCUGUGCCAAGUGUGCUCCGACUACCACAAAAGGGUCACCGACCCAAAAGACCACAUCGUCAAAGACUUGCAAGAGGUACUUCAAGUGGCGCAAACUGCGCGUGGUAAACUCGAUCAUUUUACGAACAAGAAACGGUGGAAGUGCGAAGGCCACCGAGGCGAGCCAGAAGAAACAGUAGAAGAAGCGAGCUUUUACUGCCUAAAGUGUGAGAAGAUGAUAUGCAUCACGUGCGCAACUUGUGAUCACAGUGAGCACAAGAGAACAACAGCACCUAGACUCUUGGCAGGACAAGACGAACAGUUCAACAUCAGACCCCAUCUCGAGGAACUGCGGCAUAUUGCUGCUGAUUACGACAGGGCUUUGCACAGCAUAGACGAUGAAAUCGAACACUUUGAAAAAGAAUGCCGUUUGGCUUCUGAGCAUGUCGAAAUUAUAAUGCAAAAUCUUCAAGAGGGUCUUUUUGCUGAGCAAGAAGCCCUCCUCAGAAAGGUAAAUCACAUUCACGAUGCCCGUGUGGAAGAGAUUCACGGGAAAUUGAAGGAGUUCGAGGACGAAAGAAGAGAGAUGUCUCAUUCGAUCGAGUUUGCCAAGAAUACUCUGCUGUGUAUUCCAGAGGAUAUUCUGGAACAAGAGGAUGCACUGGUUGAAAGGUUGGGCCAACUCUGCCAGAAGUAUGAGCUCCACCCCCUCGAGCCAUUGCAACGUGAUGUAUUCGUUCGGUCACUGGACCCAGACCUCAGUUUAAACGGCGCUGUUGGUCAAGUCUACACAAAUCCUGACCUAAACUCUCUCGCUGAGGGAUUCGAGCGCGUACCAUUCCGACAGGGGAAGAAGACGGAGUUUCAACUCACCUGCCGCGAUUCAAUGGGCACCCCACUUCCUGCAACUGAUUUCGAGGUCGCUCUUACCGAGGUGAGGCCAGACGCAAGGAUGUUUCCCGUUAGGAAAAAUCCAAAUGGGACUUUUACUGGUGCGUUGGAGCCUCGUAGUUCAGGGGAGCACUCUGUUCACCUUGAAGUCCAGUAUACCAAAGGUGGGGGGGUAGUGCAGCUAGCACCGUUCACGGUGUUUGUGUCACCGACUCUACCUGAAGAGGCCAGGGUUGAGAAGACAAUCAGCCGUGAAGACCUCCGCGAGAUGGUCCGUCCGGCCGGUAUCGCGCUCAGCAGGCAGUACAUCGCUGUAGCUGACAAAGAAGCUCACAAGAUUUUCAUCCUCGCUUUAGACGGGCAGUGUGUGUAAUGUCAUUGGGGAUCAAGGGGAGGACGAGGGGGAGUUCAAUUCACCUCGCGGAGUGGACUGGUGGGGCGAGAAUGUAGUCGUAGCCGACACAGGAAACCAUCGAGUCCAGUUUUUGUCGGUCGGAGGCGUGUUUUUCAAGGCAAUCGGUGGAUAUGGGGGGCAUUGUAUGCAAUUCAUUGAGCCACGAGAUGUGGCUGUGUCUGUGUCCGAGGACUCUGCAACCAUCUUUGUAGCCGACGCUGUUAACUGCCGUGUACAAUUCUUCAGGAUGGCAGAUGCCACGGCAGAUGCUCAACCACUGGGGGUGUACACUAUCCCAAACAUGCCUCUCUCACUCUGCGUGGGCAACCGCGAUCGCGUUUUCGUGACUGAGAACCUGGCGAACCAGUUCAAGAUUCUCUCGCUGAAGUGCCAAGAGCGCCAGUUAGAGGCAUCUGAGCCACAACCAAUGCAGACACCAGAACUCGCGUUGUUUAAUGUUUGCACCAACAAAGAAAAUGCUGGCGUGCAAUUGAACCGAGUGAGGGGACUAACGUACGACCCACAGACACGAUAUGUUCUGGUCACAGAAGAGGGGAACCCUAAAAUCUGUGUAUUUGACAGGGACGGAGGGUAUGUGGGCACCGUCAAGCUACCAGGAAAAAAGACUAUGCAACUGGUCGAUAUAUCAGCUCUCGAUUCCCGUGUAGUACUUGUAGCUUACAAAGGCGAAAAGUACGCCAUUUCAGUACUGAACAUUAUGUGACUUGCGCUGCCUCCCAAAAUGUAUUAUAUCUUGUAGUACCAUCAGUCAAAGAAUUUUCUGUUUUUUUACUGCCCAAGCAAAAGGUCACAUGUUCCGAAAAAAAGCAUACACAAGCAAUACACUGUACAAUACCAUUAAAUUUAUAUUAUACAGAGUAUAAGGGGUGUAUAUACAGUUCCUAAAUAAGGUAUGUCUACUCUAGAUUGUCUAAACAAUGGAAAAGAUCAUCAACUUUCUCUUUCCACAGUCACAUACGAUAAGGCGAGAGUCCCCCAAAACACUCACUCCAAUCGGGGUUAUAAACUCAUUGUCGUGCUCACCCUCCGUCCCAAGGGGGGCAAGGAUGUGCCCGUUCUUGUCGAGGAUCGAGAGAUGGCGUUUGCUCAUUUCGGUGACAACGAUGUAACCGGUUUCAGGGUGGUGAGCUAUUCCUCCUAGUGGAUCGUUGGAGAGGCUCUCCGACCUAAAGAAUAUAUCGAAUCCAGCUACUCUGUAGCUGCUUUCGACCGACGAGGAACUGUCGUUUGAAGCUGCAGCGUCGGGAAGUUUGGAAACCAGGCACUGAACAUGGUUACCCUGUCUUUCUGUGAUGAAAAGUCGGCCAAGUUCGUCACAGGUCAGAGCGUAGGGCUCGCUGAACGUGCCCGGCCCUCCAAACUGCCCCAGAAAUCUGCCGUCGGGGUUAAAGUAC
Messenger RNA from Geodia barretti, 3037 nucleotides. NCBI's taxonomy places the organism in Eukaryota, Metazoa, Porifera, Demospongiae, Tetractinellida, Geodiidae. The record is from the annotation of a GenBank genome assembly.